AGAACGGAUUUACGUUACCGCGCUGCUGUCCAAUCAGAUGUCGGCGAGGCUGGCGCUGCUCGCGACGCGCCUUUCAGUCCUCGGCUUCAGUCAGGUUUGAUUCACUCUUCCUCCUCGCGGCAGACCGUGCUCUACCUCAUCCCACCGCUUCUCUGCGAAACGUCUCUAUAAAGCGCCAUGGCUGAUACCGCUGUCGAUACGACCACCACCCCAGAGAUCACCGCGAAGGACUUGAAAGAGAAGAAGGAGGUGGUUGAGGAGGCAGCGGAGGCUGCAAAGGAAAACGGCAGCGAAGACGCACCUGCCAAUGGAAAUGGAACAACUAAUGGUGCUUCACACAAGGAAGAGGAAGCCCGUGAGGACGAAGAGGGUGGGGAUGAUGAGGAGGCAGGAGAAGCGGAGGAGGAGGAGGAGGAGAACGGCGCUGAAGAGGCAGAUGGGCAACCUGUGAAACGUCCAGCUGAGGAGGAGGAGGCAGUCGAAACAAAGAAACAGAAGACGGAAGAGAACGGCGACUCCACAGAGGCUGAAGUCCAAGCCUAAAGCUCUCGCCACCCUUCAGUAGCUCUGUCUGUAUGGUCAGUUGGACCUAGUAGAGUUUGUGCUUUCCUGUAUAUUUCACAGUCCUUCUUUUCGCCGCUACAAGAUCUUUUUAUUGCUUUAUUGAGGCCCAUAACAUCAUGACCCUGUCCCCUUUUGUAAGACCUUAUUUAUUGGUGUAGGACCAACAUUAGGACCCUGUAUUAAAAGAAACAAUGUUUACUUUAGCAAACGUUUAACAAGCACACAUUCUACUCUGUUAUUUGACCAGCGGACGUACACACAAGCAACUGAAAGCCUAAGGUUCUGUCAUUUUCAUGGGUGACAUUUUUCUGAUCCACUGAAGACCAAAGAUGAGUUUUAAGCAGGGGCUAAUAGACAAUGUUUAACCUGGUUGUGCUGCUAGAAGUUAAUCC
Messenger RNA from Sinocyclocheilus grahami, 956 nucleotides. RefSeq names its product prothymosin alpha-like. Lineage: Eukaryota; Metazoa; Chordata; Actinopteri; Cypriniformes; Cyprinidae. The record is from RefSeq and is a predicted model, not a curated record. Gene Ontology annotation, molecular function: histone binding. Gene Ontology annotation, biological process: positive regulation of transcription by RNA polymerase II; negative regulation of apoptotic process. Gene Ontology annotation, cellular component: nucleus. Bases 178 to 543 code for a protein of 121 amino acids. The transcript has 5 exons.